GGGAACAGUGCCUCUUUGAGCGACAUAGAUAUGUGUGAAACUGUAUAUGUGUAUGCCGGUUCAUAUUAAAAUAUGGCGGAUAUUGAGUUAGCGAAAGCGUUAAAAGAUCUACCAAAUCGUAUCCAAACUUCACGUAAAAAAGAACGACAGCAAAUUAUACAAAAUGUUAUUCAUGUAUUGUCAAAUCCUGGCAUUACUGAAAAAGUCGUUAUCGGGUUGUGUAAAGUUAUAUCAAUUACUCUUCAUCGAUAUAAAGACACAGCAUCUCAAUCUUAUGUGAAAAAAUUAAUAAGUGCUUUAUUAAAUCAUCAUCAAGAUUUCACAAUAAAAGCUAUGGCUAAUAUUGUUGUAGAGCAAGCUUUAUGGCAUCAAAGUGUAAUUCCGACUUUAAGCACAGCACUAACUGCAUAUCUUACUUUGAAAUGGACAAAUCUGGUUAUUCAUUCAAUCAACACAAAUGAAUUUGAGAAUCAUUUAGAAUGUCUUAAAUUGAUAGAAUCUCAAGCAAUGUUGAGUGCAACUGUUUUAGCAUGCAAUGAUCGUAAGCUAAGUAAAAAAGUUUAUUCUCUUUUCAUUCAUUUAUGGAAAAGUAAACCAGGCAUCGAAAAAAUUUAUAUUAAUAAUUUAUUAAAGUUAGAAGCAAGUAAUGGAGUUAUUGUUCUUUCAAGUUUAUUAAUUCAACAUUUGGUAAAUGAAAAAAAAGAUGAUAUUAUAGAUUCAUUUAAAACUAAUUUAAUGGGAGUUUUUGUAAAGGUUUGUAUUAGUUCAAAAAAGAAACCUGCACUUUUUGUAGUUGAUGCAGCAGUUCCGUUUCUUCGACGACUAACUCAUGAUGAUUUUGAAAAUCAAUUACUUCCUGCUUUACAGAAAGCAAUGUUAAGAAAUCCUGAAAUUAUUAUUCAAUCUUUAGGACAUAUAUUAUCAGGAUUAAAUUUAGAUCUUUGUCGAUAUAGUGAAAAUAUCAGUAAAGGACUUUUUCCUAAUUUACAUUCUAAAGAAGAUAAUGUACGAAAUGAUGCUGCGGAUGCUUUUCGAUGUUUAGCUCUUCAAUGCUCUGAUCCAGGAACAUUAGAAAAUCUUUUAUCAUCACUUUUUGCAAUUUUUCAUGGCUCAGAAGGUAAAUUAACAGUUGCUACACAUAAAAUAACAGUUCUUCAGAGUGCUGGAAAUUUAAGCUUUAAUGCAGUGUCAGGAAGUAAUGUCCAAAAAGUUGCAGAACAUGCUUGUAAUCAUUUUAUUCAAAUUUUGGAUGUUGAAGUACAUGAAAAAACAUUAAUUUAUGCAUUAGAAAUGAUGAGUCUUUGGUGCAUUAAAUUUUCAAACGAAAUUCCUAAAAAUAUUAUUGAAAGUUUUAAAAAAAUAAUGAAUGCCAAGAAUUCUAGUACAGGAAUCCGUACGGCUUUCAUAAAACUUUUAUUUUCACUUCCAUUUAUGUCUUCUGUUGCAACUGUUAUCCCAAUUUUAAAUCAAGUUAUCACAAAAGCUAUUCAACAGUCAAAUCAAGCUUCAGCCGUUACUGAAGGUCUAAUAUCAGCUACUUUAUUACUCAAGUUAAUAAAUGAAGGACAAGUAGAUAAUGAUAAACAAAGUGUUUUUUGGACUGCUAUUGAUGAUCAAAUAUUUUUUUCCGAUAAAUUUUUAACGAGCUGUGGAGAUGAAAAUCUUUUUUAUUUAAUGCAAUUUUGCAGUAAUUUAAUAAUGGAGUUUACUGAUAGAUUGAAUGAAAAAACUCUACAAGGAGUUUAUCGAGCAAUUAUUGUGUGUGUUAUUGCAUCAAAUCAAAGUACUAGACGACGAUGUACAAGUCUUCUCCAGAAAAUGUUGACUGGACUGAGCUUUUAUGAUCCUGUUAAAGCAUUGAUUGAAGAAUUUAAAAAAAUGCUUGAUACAUUAAAAAUUCGAAUGGAUUCGGAAAAAGAGAAUAAAGAAGAUUCAAAUAGUUAUGAUUUUAAUGGACGUUGCUUAGCUGAUGGAUUAGUUGCUAUUUGUUCUGCAACUUUUUCAUGUGAUUAUCCAAAAUUACAGCUUCUUGGUGAUGCAUUAAUUCCUGCUCAUCAUCCAUAUAUAAUGAAAAAUGUAUCAUAUCUGUGGAUUAAAAUAUGUAGAAACAUGAAACAACAGCCACACGAAUUUUUUGAAAUUUAUCAAAAUGAAAUACAUGUAAUGUUUAUUGAUAAUUACAAACCUACACCUUCAUAUGAAAAUGCUCUUGCUACAAUAAUUAACUUUGCACCAGCAGUAUUACUUCCUUCAUUAAUAGAAAAUGUCAUUAAUAAUUUAAAUGAUCCAGAAAUACUUAAAGUUACAAAAGAUGAAUAUUUUAUUUAUCAAACACCUGAAGGUGAACUAUACGAUAAAAGUGUUCUUCCUGACAAUGAUGAAAACGAUAUUUUAUAUUCUAUGAAUAUGAAACGAGAAAGUAAAGCUUAUUCAUUCAAAGAGCAACUUGAAGAACAUCAGCUUAGACGAGAAUUAUAUGAAAAAAGAAAGCGAGAAGGUAAAAUUAAAGAGCAAAAAUUAACCCCAAAACAAGAAGAAAUUCUCAAAGCUCAAAUUGCUAAAGAGCAUGCAAUUAGGGAAAGAUUAAGUAAAUUAUUUUAUAAAAUUACUUGUGCUAUUUCAAUGAUUAAUUCAGCAGUACGAGGAAAUAGUUUUAAAUUAUCUUUCUACAUUAAAGAUCUUCUUCCAGUGAUUUUAGAAAAUUUAUCUUCACCAUUAGCAGCUCCAAUACUAUCUCAAUUGUACGUUGACCUUCAAAAAAUUAUCACUAUGGGAUCACCAGAUGAUUUAAUUUUAAAGAAUUUAAUUGCUCAUGUAACUCUUCGUCAACAGCAGCCUCAGUGUGACUUGGAUCCUGCUUGGAAUGAAGAAGAACUAGAAAUAACAGUUAAAAGAACAUUACAUUUAUUACAUAAUUUAACUGUUAAACAAAAAUAUUUGAUGAAUGCACCAGCAUUUUGUUAUAUUUUUCCAUUUAUUACAAAAACAUUACUUACUUGGCAAGAUGAAGGUAUGACAACUCAGGGUCUACAUAUUGUUCAAGAAUAUGCUAAACAAAGAGGGGAAGAAAACAAUUGGAAUGAUCCAAGACAUCCAAGAUUAUUACCCAGAAAACAAAUGUUGGAUCUUUUAAUAGAAUUAAUGGGCAUAACUAAUGGUCGAGUUCAAUCUCAUGCUGUCGCUACAUUCUUAGAUGUUGCCUAUUCUGGCAGUGGUAUACUUGGAACUACUUUAGCUACUUCUGAUGAUAUUAAUUCAUUAAUUAGUGCCCUAGAGAAUCCUCUAGUAACAGUACGAGAUGCUGCUCUUCGAGCUCUAAUGAUACUUCGGAAAAGUUUUCCAACAGAAGAGUCUGAUGAAAAAUUAUAUCGUUUAUUAAUUCGACGUAUUUGGAUUUCAAAAUUUGAUAUUAAUGAAGAGUGUAGAAUUUUAGCAAAUGAAAUCUGGGAAGUAAGUGAAUGUAUCGCAAAUGGAGACAUUCUCUGUGAUGAUUUAAUUCAAGAUGUAGCUCAUCCAGUUGAGCCAGUUCAACAAGCAACAGCAUAUGCUCUUGCAUCUCUCCUUACCAAUAAUACACAUUUAGUACAAAAAAUUUUAAAUAAUCUCCUACAAUUAUAUAAAGAAAAACUUGCAAUGAUUCCACCAAAAUUAAAUGACUUUGGAAGAGUUGUAGAGCAACCUAUAGAUAUUUGGGGACCUAGAAGAGGAGUAGCAUUAGCUUUAACACAAUUAGCACCUUUAAUAAGCCCUGAAACUAUUAAUCAACUGAUUGAAUUUUUUGUAUUAACCGGAUUAGGUGAUAGGAAUGCAUCUGUUCGUCAAGAAAUGCUCACUGCUGCUUUGGCAGCAGUAGAUCUUCAUGGAAAAUCAAAUAUUACAUCACUCUUACCCGUAUUUGAAGAAUUUAUGGAUAAAGCUCCAAAAAUUGGUAGUUUUGAUGCUGUAAAACAAUCUGUAGUCAUUUUAAUGGGUUCUUUAGCAAGACACCUUGAUAAAGAUGAUCCAAGAAUUAAACCAAUUGUUAUGAGACUUAUUACAGCACUAUCAACACCCUCUCAACAGGUACAAGAAGCUGUUGCAAACUGUUUACCUCAUUUGGUUCCUUCUAUCAAAGAAGAUGCUCCAAAAAUUGUUGAAAAUCUUAUGGAUCAACUAUUAAAAUCUGAUAAAUAUGGAGAAAGAAAAGGAGCUGCUUAUGGACUUGCUGGAAUUAUUAAAGGCAUGGGAAUUCUUGCUCUCAAACAAUUAGAUAUUAUGACCAAGUUAACUUCAGCUAUUCGAGAUAAAAAAAAUUAUAGACAUCGAGAAGGAGCACUCUUUGCAUUUGAAAUGCUUUGUACUAUGCUUGGAAGGCUUUUUGAACCUUAUAUUGUGCACGUUUUACCCCAUUUAUUAUUAUGUUUUGGAGAUUCUAGUCAAUAUGUAAGGACGGCUACUGACGAUACUGCAAGAGUUGUUAUGAGUAAACUUUCCGCUCACGGAGUUAAAUUAGUCUUACCUAGUCUUUUAGCUGCGCUAGAAGAAGAUUCUUGGAGAACUAAAACUGGAUCUGUAGAAUUGCUUGGAGCGAUGGCAUAUUGUGCACCAAAACAACUCAGUAGUUGUUUACCAAAUAUUGUUCCUAAACUGAUUGAAGUUUUGAGUGAUUCUCAUACUAAAGUUCAAGAAGCAGGUGCAGAAGCAUUAAAAGUUAUAGGAAGUGUUAUAAGAAAUCCAGAGAUUCAAGCAAUUGUUCCAGUACUUCUUAAGGCUUUGCAAGAUCCAUCUAGAAAAACAGCCAUGUGUUUACAAACUCUGUUAGAUACCCAAUUUGUACAUUUUAUUGAUGCUCCAUCUCUUGCUCUUAUCAUGCCUGUUGUUCAACGGGCAUUUAUGGAUCGAUCGACGGAAACAAGAAAAAUGGCUGCUCAAAUAAUAGGAAAUAUGUAUUCACUAACAGAUCAAAAAGAUUUAACACCUUAUUUACCUACAAUUAUUCCAGGCCUUAAAACAAGUCUUUUGGAUCCUGUACCAGAAGUGAGAAGUGUUUCUGCUCGAGCACUUGGAGCUAUGGUCCGUGGAAUGGGUGAAUCAAGCUUUGAAGAUCUUCUUCCAUGGCUUAUGCAAACAUUAACAUCAGAAACAAGUAGUGUUGAUCGUUCUGGUGCCGCACAAGGUUUAUCUGAAGUUGUACGAGGUUUAGGAGUAGAGAAACUUCAUAAACUGAUGCCAGAAAUAAUAAGUACCGCUGAAAGAACUGAUAUUGCUCCUCAUGUUAAAGAUGGAUACAUUAUGAUGUUUAUUUAUAUGCCAAAUGCAUUUACUACAGAAUUUACACCAUAUAUUGGUCAAAUUAUCAACCCAAUUCUCAAGGCUCUUGCAGACGAAAACGAAUAUGUUAGAGAAACAGCUUUAAGGGCUGGUCAAAGAAUUGUAACACUUUAUGCAGAUUCAGCUAUCAUGUUGUUGCUUCCAGAACUCGAAAAAGGACUUUUUGAUGAUAAUUGGAGAAUUAGAUAUUCUUCAGUUCAACUUCUUGGUGAUCUUCUUUAUCGAAUUUCUGGAGUUUCAGGUAAAAUGUCAACAGAGACAGCUAGUGAAGAUGAUAAUUUUGGUACGGAACAAUCCCAUCAUGCUAUUAUCAAUGCUCUUGGUGCUGAAAGAAGAAAUAGAGUUUUGGCAGGACUGUACAUGGGUAGAUCUGAUGUUGCAUUGAUGGUACGGCAAGCAGCACUUCACGUUUGGAAAGUGGUUGUUACUAAUACACCUAGAACACUUCGGGAAAUUUUACCUACGCUUUUUAGUCUUUUACUGGGAUGUUUGGCAAGUACAAGUUUUGAUAAACGUCAAGUAGCAGCGCGAACACUUGGAGAUCUUGUAAGGAAAUUAGGAGAAAGAGUUUUACCUGAAAUUAUUCCAAUUCUCGAACGAGGACUUCAAAGUAAUCAGCCAGAUCAAAGACAAGGUGUUUGCAUUGGCCUAUCAGAAAUAAUGGCAAGUACUAGUAAAGACAUGGUACUAACAUUUGUCAAUAGUCUUGUCCCUACAGUUAGAAAAGCUCUUUGUGAUCCACUUCCGGAAGUAAGACAAGCAGCAGCAAAAACAUUUGACAGUCUUCAUUCAACAGUUGGCGUUCGUGCUCUUGAUGACAUUCUUCCUUCUAUGUUAAUUCAAUUAAAUUCACCAGAUCCAGCAAUAGCCGAAAAUACUCUUGAUGGUUUACGUCAAGUGAUGGCUAUAAAAUCAAGAGUUGUUUUACCAUAUUUAGUACCUCAAUUAACAACUCCACCUGUUAAUACAAAAGCUCUUUCCAUCUUAGCCAGUGUCGCGGGUGAAGCUUUAACUAGAUUUCUUCAUAAAAUUCUUCCUGCACUUUUGACUGCUCUUUCUUCGGCUCAAGGAACCACUAAUGAAACUCAAGAACUUGAAUAUUGCCAAGCAGUUAUUUUAUCAAUAUCUGAUGAAACUGGUGUUCGUACAGUAAUGGAUCAGUUAAUGGAUGCAACAAAAGCUGAUGAUUCUUCGAGAAGAAGAGGAGCAGCAACUCUUCUCUGUGCAUUUUGUCGAGAUUCCAGAGCGGAUUACAGUCAAUAUGUUCCUCAAUUAUUGCGUGGAUUAAUUCAUUUGUUUACUGACAAAGACAAAGAAGUUUUACAACAAAGUUGGGAAGCUUUGUCAGCAGUAACAAAAACUUUGGAUUCAGACCAACAAAUUUCUCAUUUACAAGACAUUCGUCAAGCAGUUCGUUUCGCUGCAUCUGAUCUUAAAGAACAAGAAUUAAUUCCUGGAUUUUGUCUACCAAAAGGUAUAACUCCGAUACUGCCAAUUUUUAGAGAAGCGAUUCUUAAUGGCAUGCCUGAGGCUAAAGAACAAGCAGCUCAAGGUCUUGGUGAAGUAAUUAGAUUAACUAAUGCAUCAGCUCUUCAGCCAAGUGUUGUUCAUAUUACUGGACCACUUAUUCGUAUUUUGGGUGACCGAUUCAAUUGGAGUGUUAAAGCAGCAGUACUCGAGACUUUGGCAAUACUUCUUGGGAAAGUUGGUGUUAUGUUGAAGCAAUUUCUUCCUCAGCUUCAAACAACUUUCCUUAAAGCUUUAAAUGAUAGCAAUCGACAAGUAAGAUUGAAAGCGGCAUAUGCUUUAAGUAAUCUCAUUGUUAUUCACACACGAGCAGAUCCACUUUUCUUAGAGCUUCAUUCAGGAAUUAAAAAUACGGAUGAUUCAGCUAUCAGAGAAACGAUGUUACAAGCUUUAAGAGGUGUUUUAACUCCAGCAGGUGAUAAAAUGACUGAUUCUAUGCGAAAACAAGUGUUUUUUUUAUUAAGUUCAAUGCUUGGACAUCCUGAAGACGUUACAAGAAAUGCAGUUGCUGGAUGUUAUGGUGCUCUUUUUCGUUGGUUAACACCAGAACAACUUACUAUUGCUUUUAAUGAUCAUUUAUUUAAUAAUGAUACUAACGUCGACUGGCAAUUACGCCAUGGACGAUCAGCUGCGUUAUUUGUUGCUUUAAAAGAAUCGCCAACAACUAUUUAUAUUCCAAAAGAACAAGAACGAAUUUGCAAAAUGAUAUUAACUUACUUACAAACAGACCGUGUCCAAAUAACUAUGAAUGGAGUUCGUGCUUGCGGAUAUCUCUUUCAACAUUUAAUGCAAGAAGGAUUCGUGAUUCCACCUGUGAUUAUAACACCUUUCGUGAAAUCGAUGAACAAUAACAGUAAUGAAGUCAAGCAACUUUUAGCAAGAGUUUGUAUCCACUUAGCUAGAAAUAUUCCUCCGGAAAAAAUGUCUACUGAUUUAUUGAAAUCACUUUUACCAAUGUUAGUUAAUGGAACAAAGGAAAAAAAUGGAUAUGUAAAAGCAAACAGUGAAUUAGCUCUUAUUGCAGUACUAAGACUUAAGCAAGGUGAUGAAGAGCAUCAACGAUGCAUUACUUUACUGGAUCCUGGUGCUCGGGAAUCACUUUCAGAUGUUGUAAGCAAAGUCUUGCGUAAAGUUUUAUCACAACCAGAAGGAAAAAUAGAAGAAUUAGAUGAUACAUUACUUACGUGAAAAUUAAUAUUUUUAUCAAAAUUAAAAAUUUACUUAUUUCAAUUAAAAGUUAAUCGUAAUAUUAGGAAAUUUAAUCAUUUCUAUUGGUAUACUCCCACAUUACACUGUUUUGAUUUCAAUUGUAAUAAUUAUUACUGCAAUCAUCAAUAUUGUUACUGUAAUUAUUUUUUUGUAUUAUUAUUUUUAUUAUUACGAUAAUUGUCCAUGUUAACGUUUAAAUCAUUGUACAAAAAGAUCG
Molecule: messenger RNA, 8263 nt
Organism: Chelonus insularis
Lineage: Eukaryota; Metazoa; Arthropoda; Insecta; Hymenoptera; Braconidae
Gene: l(3)80Fj
Product: eIF-2-alpha kinase activator GCN1
Exons: 7
Coding region: 73-8025 (2650 amino acids)
Biological process (GO): cellular response to amino acid starvation; regulation of translation
Cellular component (GO): cytosol
Molecular function (GO): protein kinase regulator activity; protein binding
Source: RefSeq, a predicted model, not a curated record